AUGGCUGAAGAAGUGUUAAUAACGGCUCCAGGGAAAAUUACAUCGCACCUGACUUCCUCCUUACUGGCUGUGGCCUUCCUCACCUCGUUUGGCAGCUCCAUGCUCUAUGGCUUCAAUCUGGCUGUGGUCAACUCUCCUGCAGGCUACAUCAAAGACUUCUACAACCGCACCAUCGUGAGCCGCAACGGCACGGGGCUGAACCAGGAGGCGCUCACGCUCAUGUACUCGCUCACCGUGUCCGUCUUCGCCGUCGGAGGGCUGGUGGGGUCCCUCAUGGUGGGCAUUCUGGUCACCAGAUUUGGAAGGAAGGGCACCGUUUUAAACUCCACCGUGCUGGUCUUCAUCGCAGGCUCCCUGAUGGGCUUCAGCCGGAUAUGUAACUCCCCAGAAAUGGUUAUCUUCGGCCGCUUUAUCACUGGAAUACACUCGGGGAUCGCCCUCAGCGUGGUGCCCAUGUACCUGGGCGAGAUCGCUCCCAAAAACCUGAGGGGCUUCCUGGGCCUCAUGCCCAGCAUCUUCAUCUGCGUGGGGGUCUUCACCGCCCAGAUCCUGGGGCUCCACGAGCUGCUGGGGAAGGAGGACUACUGGCCUCUGUUUCUGGCUCUGGUGGUCAUACCCACAUUCAUCCAGCUCAUGCUGUUGCCAUGGUUCCCAGAAAGCCCCCGCUACCUGCUGAUAGAGAAGCACAAUGUCCAUGCCACCAUAACAGCCCUGAAGUGGUACCGCGCCAAGUGCAACAUCCAGGCGGAGAUCGAGGAGAUGCAGGAGGAGCAGCGCUCGCUCUCCUCCGUGAGGACCGUGUCGGUGUGGCACCUCCUGCUCGACUCCUCCGUGCGCUGGCAGGUCCUCUCCGUCGUCGUCAUCAACAUCGGCAUGCAGCUGUCCGGCAUCGACGCGAUCUGGUUCUACACCAAUGACAUCUUUGAGAACGCAGGAAUCCCGCACCCUCAGAUCCAGUACACCACGGUGGGGACAGGAGCCAUCGAGGUGGUGGCAGGCCUCAUCGGCUGUUUCACCAUUGAACAUCUGGGGAGGAGGCCGUUGAUAAUUGGUGGCUUUGGAUUCAUGGGGGUUUGCUGUGCAGGGAUCACGCUCUCGCUUGUUUUACAGGCCCACGUGUCCAUCAUGCGAUAUGUCAGCGUGGCCUGUGUGGUUGGGAUCAUCGCUGGCUUCUGUAUCGGACCAGCGGGCGUUCCCUUCCUGGUCACGGCGGAGCUCUUUAAGCAGUCUCACCGCCCGGCCGCCUACACCGUGGGAGGGGCUCUCAACUGGAUGUCCAACUUCACCGUGGGCUUCGUCUUCCCCUUCCUGCAGAUGUCAGCUGGGGCCUACUGCUACCUGGUGUUCGCCGCGGUGUGUUUGGCAGUGGCGACCUACGUGUUCUUCAUCAUUCCCGAGACCAAGAACAAGACCUUCAUGGAGAUCAGCCAGAUGUUCGCCUCCAAAGAGGCCAUCAUGGAGAGCCAAGGCGUGGGCAUCUCCGACCAGCUCCGACUCCGGAAGAUGAACGGAUACGGGACGCUGGAGAACGGGUCUGUGGAGUACGACAGCUCCAUGUCCUGCCCCUGA
Messenger RNA from Conger conger (European conger), 1569 nucleotides. RefSeq names its product solute carrier family 2 member 15a (gene slc2a15a). The transcript is spliced from 12 exons. Gene Ontology annotation, molecular function: hexose transmembrane transporter activity. NCBI's taxonomy places the organism in Eukaryota, Metazoa, Chordata, Actinopteri, Anguilliformes, Congridae. Gene Ontology annotation, biological process: monosaccharide transmembrane transport. The record is from RefSeq and is a predicted model, not a curated record. Gene Ontology annotation, cellular component: membrane. Bases 1 to 1569 code for a protein of 522 amino acids.